This is a messenger RNA of Lycium ferocissimum, 2084 nucleotides long. RefSeq names its product nucleolar GTP-binding protein 1-like. Gene Ontology annotation, cellular component: nucleolus. The record is from RefSeq and is a predicted model, not a curated record. Lineage: Eukaryota; Viridiplantae; Streptophyta; Magnoliopsida; Solanales; Solanaceae. Gene Ontology annotation, molecular function: GTP binding; GTPase activity; RNA binding. Gene Ontology annotation, biological process: ribosomal large subunit biogenesis. Bases 501 to 1679 code for a protein of 392 amino acids. The transcript has 15 exons.
CUUUUUCUCCAAAGCUCUUGGUCUGAAAGGCACUUCAUUAAUCCCUAUUCCGAUCUGUUAAUUUAUUGAAUAGUCGUUUAACUAUUUGCUUAUAACAAUGUAGCAGAGCCCAUCACUUCACCUGAUUUGUGACUUUUCUAGCCAGUUCGCAUAAUAGCCAAUUUGGUCAUUUGAUUUGAAAAGAAGGCGGAAGAUGGGUGAGCACUCAAGCAAUUUAUGCAAUUUGUUUUACUGACGGAAAGUAGCCAAAGUGAUGAAGAAUAUACAUACUCUACAAUGGCCGCUAGAGCUCAGAAAAAGCACAAAGCUAAAAACCUCUUUAACGGCUUUCACAUUUCAAUUAAAAAGAAAGAUGAGCGGAACUUCAGGUCUCUUUCAGCUAUGGCAACUUCCUUCCUCAUCACUAUUGGGACUCUCCAAGCUCUCUAAAGGUCUAUACUUGGUUCCUGUGCGUGUUAUGUAUCCAAUGUCAUGCUUCUGUAAGCAAAUGACUACUACUUAUGAAAUUGUUAAAGGAAGCUAUGUAUCAAAUCCACAGAACCAACCCAGAAAAAAAAGAAAAAUUGACACCUAAGGUAGAAAAUAUAGGUGCAUUUCAAAAAUUACCCAUGGUAAUGCCAUCUAUAGAUAUUCUACAAUCAGCACUAAGGAAAGCAAAGAGGAUCGCGCCUACAAAGGGCAUAGCUAAUGCUGCAAAACGCGAGAGAAAUAAAGGUGCAAAACAACUUGAUGCAUUAAUGAAGGAGUUGGCUGUGCCCUUGAGGACAUACAAGGAGAACUUCCCAAACAAAAAAUAUUUGCACCCUUAUGAACGAUCUUUGAUUGAGUUAACGCUUGGAGAUGGAAACUAUGAAGAGGCAUUGGGAAAGCUAGAAGCUUUAAGGAAAAAGGUGAAUUCAGUUGGAAAGGAACAUGCAUCAUUAUGUGCUAAGUCAUUAUCUAAACGAGAAGCAGAGGAGCGACUGAACGAGGGAUUGAAAAGAAUUGAGGAAAUUUUUUAUCAGGAUGGAAAAGCUGUUGAUCAACUAUUGAACAUUGCCAAGACAUUACGGGCAAUGCCAGUUGUCGAUCUGGAAACACCAACUCUCUGUCUUGUUGGUGCUCCCAAUGUCGGAAAAUCAUCUUUGGUUCGUGUACUUUCGACAGGGAAGCCUGAGAUCUGCAACUAUCCCUUCACAACCAGAGGAAUUCUGAUGGGUCAUAUUAAUUUGAGCUACCAGAAUUUUCAGGUUACUGAUACCCCUGGAAUCUUAAGGAGAUGUGAUGAGGACAGGAAUAACUUGGAAAAGUUAACACUUGCUGUUCUCACUCAUUUGCCAACUGCAGUACUUUAUGUUCAUGAUUUAUCAGGAGAAUGUGGGAUGUCACCUUCCGAUCAGUUUGUAAUCUAUAAGGAAAUGAGAGAGAGAUACAGCAGCCAUAUUUGGCUUGAUGUCGUGUCCAAAUGUGACUUACUGCAAGCAUAUCCUGUCAUCUUUGCAACAGAUGAUUGUAACGUUGAUAACUUUGAGCUGGUGAGAUACAGGAAAAUGGGACCUGACGGAGCCUUAAAUGUGUCGGUAAAGAAUGAGAUUGGUCUUCAUGAGUUGAAGAAAAAAGUUUACGAGCUGCUUGCUUCUCAAUCAGAAAGGAUCAAAAACCAAAAGAACAAGGAGGCAGAGCUGGAAGUUUCAAGCUAGUUGGUUUUUGCCUGCCGGAAUUUUGCUGCAAGUUUUUGGGCUUGGUAAUUAGCUCAAUGUGAUCGUGAUCUAUCAUGUAUGUACAAUUGUACAUUGGUGAUCGAUCUGUGUUGACAGUAACACACAUUUCCAGGUCCAUGAAUACGACAUGUUUCUUGGCGUAUUUCUCAGGCUGUUGGACAAUGAGGUCCUCAUUUGCUUCGCUUCGAAUCUCAUCUCUAAGAUACCCAAAUCAUUUGUCAAAUGGUGCAGAUGGGGUUGCCAUAUCCGUCAUUCCAUUCUUUGUAGCAAUCUUUGAUAAGUUUUUCUUCAGUGGUUUAUGGAUAUGCUACUGAGAAGCAUUUGGAGGUUUGAAAGCUCGAAAUUUCCGAAGCUCUAAUACUGAACCAUCUUAUAUUUAUUUAC